Molecule: messenger RNA, 4011 nt
Organism: Podarcis raffonei (Aeolian wall lizard)
Lineage: Eukaryota; Metazoa; Chordata; Lepidosauria; Squamata; Lacertidae
Gene: SLC6A16
Product: solute carrier family 6 member 16
Exons: 11
Coding region: 109-2100 (663 amino acids)
Biological process (GO): sodium ion transmembrane transport
Cellular component (GO): membrane
Source: RefSeq, a predicted model, not a curated record
GUGUGCACAGACAAGUGUGAAGGUGUGUGAUUGUGCAAGGGCCCUAGGAUUUAGCCGCGUGCACAAUUUUUGUGUGUGUGUGUAUGUGUGUAUCACAUCCCUCCACCAAUGGAGAAAUCCAAAGCGGACCUCGAAUCUGCAGCAAACGCCGAAGGCGAAUUCAAUCAAGAUCUGCUCACUGACGAACCUGAUACCCGCCCGGCCUGGGGGUCCAAAGUUCAGUAUAUCCUGGCCCAGGUUGGCUUUUCGGUUGGGCUUGGCAACGUUUGGCGAUUCCCCUACCUCUGCCAUAAAAAUGGGGGAGGUGCCUUCCUGCUGCUGUACCUGCUGCUUCUCUUCAUCAUUGGGAUCCCCUUGUUUUUCUUGGAGCUGGCGGCUGGGCAGAUUAUCCGGCAGGGCAGCAUCGGGGUCUGGAAGUACAUCAGCCCCCGCCUGGUGGGCAUCGGCUUUGCCAGCUGCGUGGUUUGUUCCUUUGUUGCCCUGUAUUAUAAUGUCAUCAUUGCAUGGAGUCUUUUCUAUCUGGCUAACUCCUUCCAGUUACCCCUGCCUUGGACUGAUUGCCCAGCAGCAACCAAUCAAACUGCUCCAGAAACGGAGUGUGGCCAAAGUUCUCCCACCGUCUACUUCUGGUACCGCGAGGCCUUGCAUGUGACCAACUCCCUUGACGAGAGUGGAGGCCUUGACCCGGCUCUUACCGGCUGCCUCUUUGCCGCUUGGGCUCUUGUGUGCCUGGCAAUGAUCAAAGGCAUCAAGUCCUCUGGCAAGGUUCUGUAUUUCAGCUCUCUUUUCCCCUACUUGGUCCUCUUGUGCUUCCUCGUACGGGCGCUGCUGCUAGAAGGAGCGGUUGAUGGGAUCAGAAUCAUGUUCACGCCCAAUCUGUCCAUCUGGAGAGACAUGCAGGUCUGGCGCCAGGCAGCCACCCAGGUGUUCUUUGCCCUGGGACUGGGCUUUGGGACCAUCAUUGCCUACUCCAGCUAUAACCCGCGCCACAACAACUGCCACAUCGACGGGCUGCUGGUGUCUGGGAUCAACUUCCUUACUUCAGUGCUGGCCACGCUUGUGGUGUUUGCCGUGCUGGGCUUCCGUGCCAACAUGAUCACACAGGACUGUGUGGAGAGGAAUACAAAAACCUUGUCUCUUCUAGCAUCAAACGGCUCCCUCCCUGCCACGCUGCCCCACCUUGGAAACUUCUCUGACCUCUCGGCUGCUGAGUACAGCGCUUGGUAUCAGGGUCUUCAGAACGACACAGCAGAGUGGCUGCAGAUGUGGAAGAUCAGUGACUGCCGCGCAGAGGAUGAGAUGAACAAGGAUGUGGAAGGCACAGGACUGGCUUUCAUCGCCUUCACGGAGGCCAUGACCCUCUUUCCAACCUCCCCAUUCUGGUCGGUGCUGUUCUUUUUCAUGCUGCUGAACUUGGGGCUGAGCACUAUGCUGGGGAACAUGCAAGGGAUCAUCACUCCAUUGCUGGACAACUUCCACAGCCUCCAGCGCCGGCGGACCCUCUUCACAGUGCUGUGUUGUAUUAUUGGAUUCCUGCUGGGCCUGGUUUUCGUGCAACGGUCUGGCAGCUAUUUUGUGUCCAUGUUUGACGACUACUCGGCUACCCUGCCCCUGCUUAUUGUUGUGGCUUUUGAAGCUUUUGCCGUGGCCUGGAUCUACGGAGCAGACAGGUUCUUAAGCGACAUAGAAGACAUGCUGGGCUGGCGGCCUUGGAGGAUCUACAGCUACAUGUGGCGCUUUGUCAGCCUGGGAGCGAUGCUGUGCCUGCUGCUGGCGAGUCUGGUGCACAUGGCUAUGAAGUGGCCCACCUACCAGGCCUGGAACAGAGAAAAGGCAGAGGAGCAGAUGCUGGAAUAUCCUCCCUGGGCCCUGGGCCUCCUCGUAGGCCUCAUUGUUCUGGCUGCUCUCCCCAUCCCAGUGAUGUUUCUCCGGCAGCUUUUGAUGGAUUGGUUUGCCCAGCGUGGCAGCCGGUCUGGCAUGGUGAUGGCGCCUGUACCCACAGAGGAUGACGACGAGGUGGCAGAAAGAGAGAGCCCUGCUGAUACUGAGCACCAAGGCAACGGGUACUUGCUUGUCCAGGCAGAAGAUGGGCAAGACUGACGGGAGGCACUUCCAGCUGGAAUGUACCACCUGGAGGACAUCUGACCUGCUCCGGCUCCUAGAUCCUCCUGACCAUUGGCUGUGUUUUCCAGCCUCUGAUAGUGGCGACCAUGUUUGUUUAGACACCCACCCACACUCCCAGUGUGCUGUUUAUGGCUUACAAGGCUGGUGCAGCUUUGGGGGGAAAAGGGAUGUGAGCAUGAAGACUUUCAUGCAGCUGGCCCCAAUGCCUCCUUCACACCUUCUGCAACCAAGGAGAUGAAAGAGAUAAAUGAAAGAGGACCUCAGAAGUGAUGUGGGGGCAAUCCAAGAAAAGCUGCUGGAUUAUUAAUCGUUUUUAAAGAACACCUUGUGGCUUUCACUGCUGCCACUGAGUCCCGUUUCCCUUCGCUAGAAUCGCGAUGCCUUGUUGCCGUGCCUCCACUAAAAUGAUGGUGCAGGAACAUUUGAGAGCUGAAGAUAAUUUGAUUUUGGAGGGCCACGCAUGUUCCAGAGGCAGAAAGUGACAACUCUUGGGAUUCCAGUAGUAAAGGAAAGCUUGACAUCUGAUGAGGCAUUGACUCACUGUUACAGGAUCCACCCGCUCUCCUUCACAUUUAUCCCAUGUCUCUCUCCCUCUCUCCCGUUGUUUUACCCACUGUCUAUUGUAAGCCUCUUGAGGGCAAGGACCUUUUUUUUCCCCUGAUGAAUCUUUGGGUGCCAUAUUGCUCAUUCUCAUCCAAAGAUGGUUCAAGCUCAGCAGCUACUGGCAUGAAAACGCCCUUCUCCCAGGGCCAGUUUCUGUCAAGAACCCUGCAGUACUGUUAGGGUCAGGAUUGGGUUUGCCGACUGAUGCAGGAGGAGGAAGCAACAGGGGGCAGGGGCUGAAUAGUGGGAUCCAGAGUUGGUGGUGAAGGGAUCACUCCUUUCCACUGCAACUUCAGUCACUUGGGAAGAGGGAGCGAGGGAACUUUCCUGCGGAACUGUGUGCUUGGAGCAGCCAAAGCUGAAGGUUAAGCCAGAGGCAGUAACAACUGAACAGGAGCCCUAACAGGAAGGUGCAGUUUUGUCGCUUAGAACCAGGCAGCACAUUCACUGAUAGGAACAGACCAACCCACCCUGAAAGAGUGCACAUUUGCAAUCCCGACCUCAAAGAGUGAGCCAAGUGUUACGAGUGAGUGCACCUUGCUGGGUCCUUAAAAAUAUGGCAGGUGGAGCAUGGAAACUUGUUGGGACAUCUUGGUUGCUUCCAUCCGGUUCUAAACUUCUCAUCCUGCUCAUGAACCCUGAGCUCUGCAUCUGCAGCUGAGCCUGUACAGUUAUUGGCCUGAGUAAAUAUCUCUUUCUUAGUUGCAAGAAAGAGCAUCUGCUUGUUGCAUGUUUUUGGACAUGAGCCAGCAAAAUUCCUCAAUGGAAGUCAGUAUUCUCCACAACCCGACUAACGGUGAUGUUGAGAAAGAAUUUGGUUGAGCAUUUAGACUGGUAUGAGAUACAGGACUAAAGAAAAACUCCACGUGGUCUAGGUUGUCUUAAAGUUACACUGUUGUAAAUGCAGGGGGGGGGAUAACAUUUUAUGGUUGGUUCUGAGUGCAAGAAUAGACUGUGUCAAGUAAUUUUUCAACACUCAGUUGGAUUUUGUAACUCAAGGCUAAAAGGUAGCAGUCAGUAGACUGUUUUUAAACUAUUCUCCAUGAGGAUGGUUCAUGUAAAUGGUUCAGUCAAUGAACUUUAUAAUGCAGUUUUUUGUUUCUGGGACUUCUCUGUUCAAGCAAGGCAAGGAACCAAUUGGUGGUGGUGGCUGGGUUUGAGUUUCUUACAAGACGAGGGGAGCACAGCUUGCUGUAGCUCAUAAGUGAGUCAUACACAGGAGAACAACUUUUUCAAAGAAUGUUUGUUUUUUUCUUUUCAAUAAAAGCUAUUUAGUAGAAACAA